CUCAGCCAAUAGAGGUGGACGCUAGGAGUGACUGGCGGGAGGCGCACCCAACGGUUAUCCGAGCUCUCGAUCCCGGCGGCUGGAGCGGGCCAUUCAGGGGCGGGGGCGGGGCCUUGCAGACGCUUGUUGUUGUCCGGCCGGGGGAGGCAGAGGUCGCUCGCUCGCUCCUUUGCGCUCUCGGGCCUUGUGUGGCGGUCGGCGGGCAGGUCGGUCGCGGGAGUCGGUCGCCGUGCAGGGGCGAGGCUAUGUCGCGGUGGCAGCCCGGCAGGGCCGGCAGGGCCGGGAGUAACGGGACGUCGCCGCAGAGCCUCUUCCCCCGGAUACAGUGCGGCCCGAACGGAGGCCGCGCCGCCGCCCUCCGGUCCUGAGGAGCUCGCGCUGCCCGGAGCCCCACCGCCUUCUUUCCCGCGCCGACGUCCACCGGCCCGCCCCGACCCGGCCACACCGAGCGCUGCGCAAGCAGGUAGGUGUCCGCCCUGUGCCGGGCGCCGAGCAGGGGCCUCCGGAACUCCAGCCCCCAGCGGACUUCGCGCUGGCGCGCGUGCGCGUCCCGGGGCGCACGGCACCCUGGGAUUUGUAGUUCCCCGCGGCUGGCUUGGGGUUUUCCUUCGCCCCGGCGGGUGCAGCCAGGCUGACGCUGGCGGGCCCUAGCUGCCGGCCGACAGGCCCCUCGGGGGUCGUGGUGCCCGCCUCUGUUCCUUGGUGUCCGAAGAACUAGGCGCCCUUGCGGAGAGGAGCAGGGAGGCCUUCGGGUUUCCUCUCCACCUCGCUAGAGGCCCCGUAGCACAGGGAAGAGCUCUGCGUCCCGGUGACCGCAGGCCCCCAGCCCCCGGUGUGCUGGAUCGCGACCCGGUGCAGGUCCUGGCCGUAACUGAGGCGCUUAGCCCGAGGUCCUGCAGGAGCCCCGUGCCUUACGGGGAGUCCAGGGAGAUGAGCUAGCGAGCCCUGGCGUGAGCAGGAGCCCUGGUACGCCCCCGGUAUCGGGCGGGGAAAAGUGGGUUGGCUGAGCUGGAGCCUGGGCCCACCACUCUCGGGUAACAGGAUCCAGUUUCUCUCUCCUGCCAGUGCUGAGGGCUCAGGAUUGAGCGCAGGAGGGACCCAGCGUGUCACUAACGGCUCCACUUACUGGCUAGGGAGGCCAGACGCUCAGCCCCAGGGCCAAGAUAGUCAGGGGCUGUUUCCCAUCCUGAGGCAACACUAGCCCCUCCGACCGCAGGACCCCUUCCCCAAGGACAUGAAGCUGUUGGAGAACUCGAGCUUCGAGGCCAUCAACUCACAGCUGACAGUGGAGACUGGAGAUGCCCACAUCAUCGGCAGGAUCGAGAGCUACUCAUGUAAGAUGGCAGGCGACGACAAGCACAUGUUUAAGCAGUUCUGCCAAGAGGGCCAGCCCCACGUGCUAGAGGCGCUGUCCCCACCCCAGACCUCGGGCCUCAGCCCCAGCAGACUGAGCAAGAGCCAAGGUGGCGAGGACGAGGGCCCGCUAAGCGACACGUGCAGCCGCAAGACCCUCUUCUACCUGAUCGCCACGCUCAACGAGUCCUUCCGGCCUGACUAUGACUUCAGCACCGCCCGGAGCCAUGAGUUCAGCAGGGAACCCAGCCUCAGCUGGGUGGUGAACGCCGUGAACUGCAGUCUGUUCUCAGCCGUGCGGGAGGACUUCAAGGCCCUGAAGCCGCAGCUGUGGGACGCGGUGGAUGAGGAGAUCUGCCUGGCCGAGUGUGACAUCUACAGCUACAACCCAGACUUGGACUCAGACCCCUUUGGGGAGGACGGCAGCCUCUGGUCCUUCAACUACUUCUUCUACAACAAGCGGCUGAAGAGGAUUGUUUUCUUCAGCUGCCGCUCCAUCAGCGGAUCCACCUACACCCCCUCGGAGGCAGGCAAUGAGCUGGACAUGGAGCUGGGAGACGAGGAGGAGGAGGAGGAGGAGGAGGAGAGCGGCGGCGGCAGAGGCGGUGAGGGCGGGCCCGAGGAGACGAGCGCCAUGGAGGAGGACAGGGUCCCGGUGAUCUGUAUGUGAGGAUGAGGAGCAGAGGCCCAGCUUCAUUCAGCUUCAACCAGUGCCGGGAACUGCCCUCUCGAGGGCCCCGAGGGCCUCCCCAGCUGGUGGUCAGCCCCUGGCUCUGCCACGGCUCCGGCGCCGCCCCAGGCCACGCCCACCCAGCCCUUUGGCUCCGCCCACAGAUGUCUACCCCGCCCCCCCCCCCACAGGCUCCCGCUGCCUGUGUUGUGGUUGGCCUGGACAGCGCAGGGCCUGUGGGAAGAGCCGCUGCCCUGCCCCCCCGGGAACUGACACCGGCAGGGGCACCCGGACUACAGAGUUUAUUUUUGUAUUUUGUGCUGGAUCAGGCAUGGACCUGCACACUCCAGCCCAAGGGCCUGAGAUCCAGUCAGCAGGCCCCUGCGGUCACCACCCUGGGCUUGGCCAGCCCCUGGCGCCCACCAGUACCCACCCUUCCCCUGCCACCUCGCCCGUUGGGCAGCGUGCACUGAGUGUCACUUUGCUGCAGCUGUUUGUUUCCAAUAAAAAUUUCUGUGACUUA
Messenger RNA from Enhydra lutris kenyoni (northern sea otter), 2546 nucleotides. RefSeq names its product MAF1 homolog, negative regulator of RNA polymerase III. Gene Ontology annotation, biological process: negative regulation of transcription by RNA polymerase III. Gene Ontology annotation, cellular component: nucleus. Gene Ontology annotation, molecular function: RNA polymerase III core binding. The record is from RefSeq and is a predicted model, not a curated record. The coding region runs from base 1235 to 2023 and encodes 262 amino acids. Lineage: Eukaryota; Metazoa; Chordata; Mammalia; Carnivora; Mustelidae. The transcript has 7 exons.